Messenger RNA from Symbiodinium sp. CCMP2456, 567 nucleotides. The record is from the annotation of a GenBank genome assembly. Lineage: Eukaryota; Dinophyceae; Suessiales; Symbiodiniaceae.
AUGGCGCACGGAUAUGCCGGGCCGGAGGUCGGCCGCGGCAGCGUGCUCUCACCUGCCACAGUUGCCGUCGGGGCAUCGGCCGAGGUCUUCAGCAGCACUUCCGGCCAGUGGGAGCACUGCAAGGUGGUUCGUGUGGAAGACAACAUUGCCACCGUGGCCUACCAACGAGGCGGAGACCACGUCCAAAAGGCCGAUCUAGAAUUCAGGCCCUCCCCGUGGGCCAUCCGCAGCUCCGGCUCCGGGGCUCAGUGCCUGCCGCCCCGAGAUUUCGACCCGUGUGCCGCGAGGGCGUCAAGUGCAGGGCCCGACAAGAUGCGCGGCACCUUGAAGCUUGGAGCCAUCCUUUCGACCUGGACUUCCGAUGCAGCUGCGAAAAAGAAGGACUGCAGCCCACCCCGCCAACGCUACAUCUUCUUUUUGGAUGGGUGGAUGCUGAUGACUCCGGAAAGAUUUCCAGGGCCGAGCUGGAAGGCGCCUUGCCGCUUUUGGAGCGCCUCCAAGGAGAGAGGCUGGCGCUCACGGAAGAGUCCUGGGAGCGGCUGGACGAGGACGGAAACGGCGCUGUGA